This is a messenger RNA of Odobenus rosmarus divergens (Pacific walrus), 1696 nucleotides long. RefSeq names its product Ras association (RalGDS/AF-6) domain family (N-terminal) member 8 (gene RASSF8). Gene Ontology annotation, biological process: signal transduction. The transcript has 4 exons. Lineage: Eukaryota; Metazoa; Chordata; Mammalia; Carnivora; Odobenidae. The record is from RefSeq and is a predicted model, not a curated record. Bases 104 to 1363 code for a protein of 419 amino acids.
CUGACUACACAAGACUGCCUUCCCCAUAUUUCCAUAGCCAGCGACAUGACUUUUUUUUUUGAUGACCAGUCUCAGGGCCCUUGGGUGACUGGCUGGUUGCACCAUGGAACUUAAAGUAUGGGUGGAUGGAGUUCAGAGGAUUGUUUGUGGGGUCACCGAAGUUACAACUUUUUUUUUUUUUGUUAUAGCCUUAGCUCAAGCGAUAGGUCGAACCGGAAGGUACACUCUUAUAGAAAAAUGGAGAGAUACUGAAAGACACUUAGCACCUCAUGAAAAUCCUAUCAUAUCCUUAAACAAAUGGGGGCAGUAUGCUAGUGAUGUACAGCUAAUUUUACGUCGAACGGGGCCAUCUCUUAGUGAGCGACCCACUUCAGACAGUGUGGCUCGAAUUCCGGAGAGGACUUUAUAUAGGCAGAGUUUGCCCCCCCUGGCUAAACUGAGGCCUCAGAUUGACAAAUCAAUCAAAAGGAGAGAACCUAAAAGGAAAUCAUUAACAUUUACAGGAGGUGCCAAAGGAUUAAUGGACAUUUUUGGAAAGGGUAAAGAGACUGAAUUUAAGCAAAAGGUGCUGAAUAACUGCAAAACAACAGCAGAUGAAUUAAAGAAGCUGAUCCGUUUGCAGACAGAGAAGCUUCAAUCCAUUGAGAAAGAGCUAGAAUCAAAUGAAAUAGAAAUACAAUUUUGGGAGCAAAAAUAUAAUUCUAACCUUGAAGAGGAAAUUGUCCGCCUGGAGCAAAAGAUCAAAAGAAAUGAUGUCGAAAUUGAAGAGGAAGAAUUUUGGGAAAAUGAGUUGCAGAUUGAACAGGAAAAUGAAAAACAGCUGAAGGAUCAACUUCAAGAAAUAAGACAGAAAAUAACAGAAUGCGAGAGCAAAUUAAAAGACUAUUUGGCUCAGAUUCAGACUAUGGAAAGCGGUCUUGAAGCAGAAAAAUUACAACGGGAAGUUCAGGAGGCACAAGUCAAUGAAGAAGAGGUUAAAGGAAAGAUUGGUAAGGUCAAAGGAGAAAUUGACAUUCAAGGCCAACAGAGUGUGAGGCUGGAAAAUGGCAUUAAAGCUGUAGAAAGAUCUCUCGGACAAGCCACCAAACGAUUACAGGACAAAGAACAAGAACUGGAGCAGUUAACUAAAGAGCUGCGGCAAGUCAAUCUCCAGCAGUUUAUCCAACAGACAGGGACAAAAGUUACCGUUUUGCCAGCAGAGCCCAUUGAAGUAGAGGCCUCACACGCAGACCUAGAAAGGGAGGCACCAUUCCAGUCCGGGUCCCUGAAGCGGCCUGGUUCAUCUCGGCAGCUCCCCAGUAAUCUUCGUAUUCUACAGAAUCCUAUCUCAUCUGGUUUUAAUCCUGAAGGCAUCUAUGUAUAACAUUAUCUGUCUUUAGGGGAGAGACCCAAUAAAGGUACCAAGGACAGUAAAAAUUCCUUCUUUGAUUUGUGCCAAUGAUGAACAGAGGAUCUAUUUCACAAGCCACCGUCUCUUUUUUCUGUCCUAAAUUGCAUACCACUUGGAGCCAUACCCUGUGCACUGAUGCUAAAGAACAAAGAAACUGUGUUUUCACACAUCGACAGUGUUGACAUGUUUGUCCAGCAGCUGUAAUGCAAAGCCUUCAUUUUUUAUUUGUAGCAUUUUGAGAGCGUUAGGAAAGUAUUAUACUGUGUGUAUACGUAAAUAAAACCAUGACUUAAGAGCAAAGAGAAA